Molecule: messenger RNA, 2082 nt
Organism: Paramecium pentaurelia
Lineage: Eukaryota; Ciliophora; Oligohymenophorea; Peniculida; Parameciidae
Source: the annotation of a GenBank genome assembly
AUGCUUAGUGGCACAAUAGAAAUAUUUAUUCAUCUAAGUGAAUUUAGAAAUGUCGACCUUUAUCAAUAAGGAGUGUAUCAAUUAAAAGCCUCAAUAUUCUAAAGAAGUUAAACUUAGAUUGAUACAUUGUAUGCUUAGCCUUACAUGACAGUGGAAAAGAAAAAAUUUGUCCAUAAUUAAGCUAAUGAACUUCUAGUCGAAUAGCACAAAUUAGUAGAUACAAAUUUCUACAGCAAAGCAUUUAUCAUUAAAUAUUGCGAUUAAAUAGUGGAGUUAAAUGAAGGAUGUGUAUUUAGAAUAGAAAUUUAAGCAUAUCCUGAGAUGGACCCUUAGAAUAUUUAUUGUGUUAUUGAAUUGUUAUUUUGUGAACUUAGCACAAUAACACAAGAAGACUUUAAAAUAGUAUAAUAAGAUUUGAUUAUAGGAUAAAUUGUACCAAUAUUAAAAAUGCGUAGCAAAAUUUUAAAGUAGAUUACACAAUAUCAAGUUGAUUAAAGAAUUUGUAUCUUGCCAAUUUGAUGAAUCUCAUUUCUGCUUAUUAAAAUUAACUAUACAUUCAAUUUUAGUUGAUUUUAAAUAUCAUUAAAGCAAUCUAACUGUUGAAUAAUUUAUGAGCAACAUAACAAAUAAAUGUAAAUAAAGAAUUAUCACUAUUAGUUAUAUCAAAUCUUGUAUUUGACUUCUAUGAAGGCUAUAAUAAAAUAUUGUUAUAAAUCCAUGAAUAAUUUGAAAAUUAUUAUUAGAAAAACAUAAAAUAAUGCAUAUCCGAUGAACACAUUCAAAAUAAAUUCGGGAGAUUAUAAUAUUUGAAUAAAUCUUUAAAUUAUAGGGAAUUUUCUGAAUACAGCACAAGAAUGGACGAAUUAAGAAACAAUGUUCAUCUAUAGGAAGAAUUUUGUUAAUAAUUAUUCUUAGAAAUUAAACAUACAUCUUCAAAAAUUUUUGUUGUUUGGUAUUAGUUUAUAGAUGCGCAGAAUUUUAUGGCUGAAACUUUGACUAAAAUAUUAGAACAAGAUUAUAUUUUGAAAAUAAAAGAGAGAUGGGGAGAGAGCAUCUUCCAACAUGUUUAAACAGUAGAGGAUUUAUCUUAAUAAGAAAUUUAACUAGGUAAAAAUCAUAAAAUGAUGGCAAAACAAUACAGAAAUAAUAAUUAUUACAAAUAAUUAGAACCAUUAAAUAUUGAAGAUGUAGAUUUAUUUCCAGAAGCUAAAAUUCAUCCUAUAGUUUUUAGGGAUGUAUCAAGAAAAAAAGAAUUCUAACUAAAAUCAGUAAAAGGGCUUCAUUUAUUUGUUUUUGUACAUGGAUAUCAAGGAAACUCAUAUGAUAUGAGAUUAUGGAGGAAUAACAUGGCAAUCAGAUAUCCUGACCAUUUAACUUUACUAUCAAAAUGUAAUGAAGACAACACAGAUUAAGACAUUUUAGUGAUGGGAGAAAAAUUGGCCUUAGAAGUCAAGAGAUGGAUCAAAGAAUGGUGUCCAAAAGAUAAUUUUUCUAAAUUAUCUUUUCUAGGACAUUCACUUGGAGGAAUCAUAAUUAGAGCAGCAUUGCCUCAUUUGAGUAAAUACAAAGAUAAAAUGUUUACAUAUUUAUCAUUAGGAAGUCCUCACUUAAGUUAUACAUUAUCAUCCAGUAAAGUUGUUGAUACAGGGCUAUGGUUUAUAAGAAAAUGGAAAAAGUGUAUUUGCUUAAAUUAGUUAACGUUGAAUGAUUCUUCAAACCCCUUGGAGACUUGCCUCUAUAAAUUAUCUUCAUAUGAGGGUUUAGGAUGGUUUACAAAUAUUGCACUCAUGAGUUCUUAUUAAGAUACUUAUAGUCCUUUUGAAUCAGCUAGGAUAUAGAGACCAAAAGGAAACAGUAAGGAUGUGAUGAUAAUUAAUAAAAUGAUAGAUAAUAUAAUGAAGAAUCUAUCAAAUUAAAAGAUUGAUAGAUUAGACGUGAAUUAUGAGUUAGUUGGAAGGUAAUUUAAUUUAUAUUUUUAGAUCUUUGGAUACUAUGAUAGGAAGGGCAGCUCAUAUUGCUUUCAUUGAUAAUAGCGCAUUAAUUAAAUUGUCUCUAUAUAGUUUUGAUGAAUUUUUUGAUUGA